AUGGCAUCGAAGAAUAAUAUUGCUGACCUUAAUAAAGGUGAAAAACUAGAUAGCAAGAACUAUAAUAUCUGGCGGACUAAGCUCUACUAUGUUCUUGAGAAACAAGAUGUUUUGGAAGCCAUCAAUCAUGCCAUGACUGAUCCUGAUGAGAAAAAUAGUGCUCAGAACAGAAAAGAUCAAGAGGCUUAUUGUGCUUGGAAGGCAAAGGACACCACCGCAUGCGGUAUUUUGAUAAGCACAAUGGUGGAUGAUCUUGUAAAUGAGUGUAAACUAUUUUUCAAUACUCAUAAGAUGUGGGUGCAUCUAAAAGAAAAUUUUGGUGGGACAACAGUGACCAGACUGAGGCAGCUGACCAUUAAAUUUGACACAUACAAAAAGUGCCCUAAUCACACAAUCAAUGAGCAUCUGAAUAAAAUGUUUAAGAUGAUUAGGGAGUUGAAAGCAGCUGGUCAUAUCUUCACUGAUGAGCAACAAGUUCAGACAGUGAUACGUUCUCUUUCUAAUAGCUAG
Elaeis guineensis (African oil palm) is the source of this 510-nucleotide messenger RNA. NCBI's taxonomy places the organism in Eukaryota, Viridiplantae, Streptophyta, Magnoliopsida, Arecales, Arecaceae. The record is from RefSeq and is a predicted model, not a curated record.